Podospora pseudocomata is the source of this 1338-nucleotide messenger RNA. RefSeq names its product mother-specific HO expression (gene SHE3). NCBI's taxonomy places the organism in Eukaryota, Fungi, Ascomycota, Sordariomycetes, Sordariales, Podosporaceae. The record is from RefSeq and is a predicted model, not a curated record. The transcript has a single exon. The coding region runs from base 1 to 1338 and encodes 445 amino acids.
AUGUCACGAACGGCCGCAGGAUCAACAGCACCAAAUACAAACGGAGUAAACGGUAAGGCAGCGCCACCAGCGCCGUCAUCCUCGGCGGCCGCAACAACAUCCUCUUCCUCCCUCUCCCCAAGCCGCAUGAAUUCCACCAUUCGCGCGGUACCAAGUUUUGAUCGUUCCUCCGCCGAAGACUCGAGCAGCGACGGCACAAACGCGGCAACGUCGAGGAACUCUGCACUUUCGAGCUCGAUCAACAGCACAGCGAGCAUGUCUUCUUCCGAGUCGGCGGCGAACCUGACGCCCAACGGCGGUGGGCUCCACAAGAUUCCAUCGGUGGGAAGGCUGCGACCUGGCCCGUCGGGGGCUUCGAUUGGCGAGAAUAGUUACAGUAACAGUGAUCAGAACAGCACGCCAGGGACGAGAACGCUGCGGUCAUUUCCUAGCAUGGGUGACAUUCCGCAGCGGGGGAGCAGUAUUAGCGCUACCGGUUACCCCUCGGCGGCUGACAACCCCGGCCCCAACGGUGGAGGAAGCCCGACUCCUAAUGAGAUGUCGCUUGCUGCUGGGGAGGCGCAUCUCUCGGGGGGGUGGGACAACUCGGUGGGCAAGGCUGGGUUGGGGAAGACGGGGAGGGUGAUCAACCGGUUGGUGUCGGACAACGAGUCGUUGAAGAGGGACAUCAAGAUUGAGAGGCUGAGGGCGGAGGAGGCGAGGCAGCAGGCGCAGCUGCUGAAGGACCAGCUGGACAGGACGACGCGGGAGCACGAGAGCCAGAUGCUGGAUGUCAAUGUCACCAAGACUUUGCUAGCGCGUAAGGAGCGGCAGGUGGAGGCGCUGCAGCAGACGGUGGAGCUGGAGCGGACGAGGGCUGUGUCGGCGACGGACAGGGAGAGGAUCUGGAAGGAGGAGCUGGAGAAGGUCAAGGCCGAGUGCAAACGGCAGGUGGAGGAGGCGAACAAUCAGGUUUUGCUGACGGACGGGCGGUAUAACGCGCUUGCGAGCCACUGGGGCGGGGAGGGGGAGAGGUACAGGAAGAGGACGGACAAGAUGAGGAAGGAGUUUGAGGAGCUGAGCGAGAAGAGGAGGGAGGAUGACGAGAAGAUUAGGAGGCACGAGCAGAUGAUUGAUCAGAUGUAUGUGGAGAUUGAUGAUUUGGAGAAGCAGAACAGGGCGCUGUGGGAGAUGUUUGAGCGGUACAAGAAGGAGAAGGACGAGAGCUUGAGGGGGAUGACGGAGGAUAAUUUGAGGCAGGCGGAGGAGCUGCAGAGGACGAUUGAGGAGGCGAAGGAGGCGAGGGAUAAGUUGAGGUGGGCGUUGAAUGUGAAGGAGAAUGUCAAGGGGGCGAAAUAA